AUGCGCUCGCCCCCAGCGACGGUCUUCAUCGACAUGAGGUUCAAGCUGGACAAGAUGGUCCACAUAGUACAGGACGAGCUGCUUCCCGCGCUGCAGGCGCCCGUGGUGGUGUUCACAACGGGCCACGACAGGACGAUCCCGCUCCAGCUGGACGCCAGAUUUCCUCCCACGAGAAACCAUACUCUGGAGAUCUUCUCCGACCUCCUGGACCAGCGUCUGGUCGACCGCUGGGUGACGGAGAACCUCGACGACGCGGCCUUCCACAGGAAGCUUGUCGCGGUGCCCACUGGAUUCUACACGAAGAAGUGCGUUUUCCAAGGGCAGUCUGACGUGGAUUGCAGCCUGAUGUACUGGCCCGUGAUAAGGGCCGACUGGAUCGUGCCCCUGUCAAGGCGGCCGCUCACGGUGAGCUGCAACGGCAACUUGGAGCGGCAGUUCGGGGCCUCUUCUGGCGGGGCGCGGCAGUUCGGGGCCAGGACCGCCGCGCUCGAGAAUUGCCGACCGGGCAGCCCAUGGAGCGGCUUCUCCGAGCACCGUGGCCACAUGGACACCGAGGAGUUCCCCCUCUGGUGGCAAAAUCACUCCUUCGUCAUCUGCGCCCACGGCGGCGGCCUCGACCCCAGCCCGAGAGCCUUCAUGGCCAUUGCUGCUGGCGCCAUCCCGAUCGUGCAGAGGUCGGCUCUGGAUGCGGUCUACUCGCAGCUGCCGGUGGCGUUUGUGGACGACUGGGGGGCGGCCUCCAUCUCCCUGGACAAGCUGCGGCGAUGGCGGGCGCAGCUGGCACCCCACUACGAGGAGCCCGAGCUGGUGGCGAGGGUGGUGGCCAAGCUGACCAUGCAGCACUGGUGGAGGACAUCUCUGGAGGGCACUGCGGCCGCCGACCGCGGGGCCUGA
This is a messenger RNA of Prorocentrum cordatum, 894 nucleotides long. NCBI's taxonomy places the organism in Eukaryota, Dinophyceae, Prorocentrales, Prorocentraceae. The record is from the annotation of a GenBank genome assembly.